AUGUCGAGAUCGGGAUCAGGAUACGACGCGGUCGUGGAUGUGGACGACGAGGGCGACCUUGGCCACACUGACCUCCAAGACGACCUCGAAUUCCACGCGUCCAACUUCAACGACACCCCCGCCAACGCCCGCAAAGCGCCCUCCUCGGGGCUUCCGCCUCCCGUCACAGCAUCUGGCGGCAGCUCCUCCAAGCGAUUCCUCUGGACCAUUUCUUUCUAUGCGCAGUUCUUCGAUGUCGAUACUUCGGCCGUGCUCCAGCGUUGCGGAGCGGCCCUCUUCCCGCGCGCUAACUUUCUGGACGUCCUGGAGGGCAACCCCGAUCUGUACGGUCCUUUCUGGAUUGCGACCACGGUCGUCUUGGUGCUGUUCCUUGGAGGCACGAUAAGCCAGUAUCUUUCGCAGAACGACAAGGCGCCGUUUGCCUACGACUUUACGCUCCUCAGCGGCGCUGCUGGCUUGAUCUACGGAUACACGCUCUUCAUCCCGGUCGGUCUCUUCCUCGCCCUGCGCUACUUUGGCAGCGAGCUCGCCAACCUCCUCGAGUGCUGGUCUCUCUACGGCUACGCCAACCUCGUCUGGGUCGUUGUCGCCUUUGUCAGCUGGUCCCCUCUCGAGAUUCUUAACUGGGCCUUUGUCAUUGUCGGUUUCGGCAUGUCCGUCGCGUUUCUCCUGCGCAACUUGUACCCCGUGCUCAGCGCGACAGAUCGACAGACCAGCAAGAUCCUCCUUAUUGCGGUGGUGAUGCUGCACGCUGGCCUGGCGCUGGCCAUCAAGAUCCUGUUCUUUGCGCAUGGGAGUCCCGUGGCCAGGGCGCCUGGAGAGGGAGGUCCGGACAAGGGUGGCGACAGCUCCAAGAUGAUGUCUUUCUAA
Messenger RNA from Emericellopsis cladophorae, 870 nucleotides. Its product is annotated as Protein YIP. The transcript is spliced from 3 exons. The record is from RefSeq and is a predicted model, not a curated record. Gene Ontology annotation, cellular component: membrane; Golgi apparatus. The coding region runs from base 1 to 870 and encodes 289 amino acids. Gene Ontology annotation, molecular function: small GTPase binding. Lineage: Eukaryota; Fungi; Ascomycota; Sordariomycetes; Hypocreales; Bionectriaceae. Gene Ontology annotation, biological process: vesicle-mediated transport.